This is a messenger RNA of Mangifera indica (mango), 865 nucleotides long. RefSeq names its product ferredoxin, root R-B1-like. Bases 201 to 680 code for a protein of 159 amino acids. Gene Ontology annotation, biological process: electron transport chain. Gene Ontology annotation, molecular function: electron transfer activity; 2 iron, 2 sulfur cluster binding. The transcript has 3 exons. Lineage: Eukaryota; Viridiplantae; Streptophyta; Magnoliopsida; Sapindales; Anacardiaceae. The record is from RefSeq and is a predicted model, not a curated record. Gene Ontology annotation, cellular component: plastid.
AUAGUCUCUGGGGUUAGGUGGAGAUCACAUCACUCUCAUCUCCCACAACUCAGCGCUUGGUCCGUAAGCUAUAGUCUGGUAUUUGGUUAGCUCUUACUAGUCAAUAAAGCCAAGUCUCUGUGUUGGUGGUUAUAAGGUGAUUUCUGAUGAAGAGCUCCUUCUGCUUGGAAGAAUGAAACACAUUGUAACAAUGUGUAAACAUGUCCACUGUGAGACUUCCAACACCUGUAUUGAGAUCUGCACCUCCGGGCAGAACUUCUGGUUCAUUCAAAUUUGCAAUCCCAAGCCGAUCAUGUGCAUUUGUUAAGAGCCCUGCGUCUCUUGGUUCUGUAAAAAGUGUUUCCAAAUCAUUUGGCUUGAAGUCUUUUUCAUUCAAAGUGUCUGCAGCAACCCACAAGGUGAAACUGAUUUUACCUGAUGGGCAAGAAUGUGAGUUUGAUGCUCCCGAUGAUGCUUACAUCCUAGACUCUGCCGAAGCUGCAGGAGUGGAUCUUCCCUAUUCAUGCAGGGCAGGCGCCUGCUCUACUUGUGCGGGGCAGUUGAUUGAGGGCUCUGUGGACCAAACAGACGGAUCAUUCCUUGACGACAAGCAGAUGGAGAAAGGUUAUCUGCUAACCUGUGUCUCAUAUCCGAAAUCAGACUGUGUGAUCCAGACUCACAAGGAAGAUGAGCUUUUCUAAAUGAUGUUAUGAGCUUCACUUUUGCCGAGUGAAAGCACGGGCAGCAAUUAUGCUAGAAUACUAUGAAUAUUCUUGAUUAGGCUGGUAGUGUUUGCCAUGUUCGGGAUUGUCUUUAGAUUUUCAAAUUUGAUGAUUUCGUGUUGAAGUUUAAAAUUCACAUUGAGUUGAAUGCUUCGUUAGUUCAA